Messenger RNA from Hansenula anomala, 1641 nucleotides. It is a transcript of the gene RSC4, whose product is annotated as Rsc4p. Gene Ontology annotation, cellular component: RSC-type complex. NCBI's taxonomy places the organism in Eukaryota, Fungi, Ascomycota, Saccharomycetes, Phaffomycetales, Wickerhamomycetaceae. Gene Ontology annotation, biological process: chromatin remodeling. The transcript has 2 exons. The coding region runs from base 1 to 1641 and encodes 546 amino acids. The record is from RefSeq and is a predicted model, not a curated record. Gene Ontology annotation, molecular function: protein binding.
AUGGCACCAAAGCAAAGAAGAAAAAGUGGAGGAGCCACUUCUCCAGAACAGCCAGCAAAGAGACAAAAAAUUGCACCUGCAAAUGACAAGGAAACAUUGGAUUUUUAUUCAACAACAUUAACUCUAGUGCAAGAUUUACGUGAAGGCAAAAACCAAAUAUCAUUUGAUUUCUUAAAAUUACCAAGCAAAAAACUAUAUCCAGAUUAUUAUCAAACUAUUAAAUCACCAAUCUCAAUAAAUGAGAUCUCAAUCAAAGUUAAAACUAAUCAAUACCCAACAACUCAAGAUUUUUUAAAUGAUUUCAAACUUAUGGCUAACAAUGCUAAUGAAUAUAAUGACCCUGAAAGUUUCAUAGCUAAAAAUUCUUUAACAAUAUUGGAUUUCGUGGAAGAUCAAGUUAAACAAUUUAAUGCUGGAUCUAAUAAACCAACAGAAGUGGAACAACAAACCCCUAAAUUACCAAAGAUUAAAAUACGUGCCCCAGCUGCGCCAUCUUCAUCAUCAACUCCAUCUACCCCUGCAACCCCUUCAAAUGCUGGAUUAAAGAAAAAAUAUUUAGAAAUCUUACAAGAAUUGAUUGAUUUUGAAGUUGAUGGUAUAAGAAUUGGUGAUCCAUUCUUAGAAGAAGUUAGUCGUAAAGAUUUCCCAGACUAUUAUCAAUUAAUUAAACAUCCAAUGGCUUUAAAUUCUGUUAGAAAACAUAUUAAUGGGAAUAGAAUGAGAUCAUUAGAUCAAUUUAUUGAAGAAAUUAAUUUAAUUUGGCAAAAUGCUCAACUUUAUAACGAAGAGGAAAGUUUAAUUUAUCAAGAUUCUAAAACAUUACAAGAUUAUUUCCAAAAAAGAAUUGAAGAAUUAAAACAUGAAUUAAGUCAACCUAAAUCAAAUGAUCAUAGUACUCCUUCAUCUAAAAAAAAACCUGUUAUAAAAUUAAAACCUCCUGUUAAAUCAAAAUUAAACCUUCAAGUUAAAAAUGAACAAGAAGAUAGACCAAUUGAUGAACCAGCUAAAGAUGCUUCUAAUGAAGAAGAAAAUAAAUUAGAAACUAAGGAGGAAGAAGUUACAACAGAACCUGAAAAUAAACAAGUCAUAGAACCAACUACAGAAACCAAAGUUGAAGGACAAGAUCAACUAGAAACAAUCAAAUCAACACGUAAAAGAUCAAGUAAGCAAACUGCAGCAGAUGCUUUAAUUCAAGAAAUUUCCAUUGCAUCAUCACGUUCAGUUUAUAAACAACAAGUUAAAAACCAAAAUAAUAACCCAAUACCUGCAAUUUUCCAAAAUUGGUUUGAAUAUAGAUUUGAAGCUAAUGAUUUCCAAAUGCAAAGUUAUACAUUAUCAUUACCUCCUCAACAAGGUGCAGUUUCAGUUUUAGCUGCAUUAAAUGAUUCUUUAACUGAUAGGAAACAUCAAGCAAAUUUAACAGUUAAUGGUGAACGUGUUAGUCCAAUACCUUCAGUACAAUAUGCAGAUACUGGGAGAAGGUUAACUUCAAGGUAUGAAUUGAAACUAGCUGUUGGUUUAAAUAUGGUUGUUUUCGAUGUUGCAGUGGAUCCUAUCUUCAAUGAAGAAAGUAGAUUAAGAUCUCAAGAUGCUUUACCAAAUGUUGAGAAAUUAACAUUUUGGAUUCAAGUUAUACAUUAA